AUGAUCUUGCUGUCAUUGUCAGGAUCUGAAAACUCGAGUUCUUGUCCCAGGAGAAAGUCGCUCUCAAAGAGGCAGAACUCGUUGUCAGGCCACGGAUUCAGAUCACUGCAGUCUCCCGAAGGCCAUUACAAGCUCUCGCGCAGCAGGCGCCGCCGGUGUGCAGAGGAGGGAACCUCCAGGUUCAAGGGGAUCUCCUCGCCAACGCGUCAUGCGGCGAAUCUCGGACCACAGAGUCCAGAAAAACGCUGAAAGACACGCAAAUAGGCGACGUUUUACAGCAGUGGGAGGAGCCGCGAGAGCUCGCGCGGCCUCAGCCGCUCAGUGGGAGGAGCCAAGCGAUGGUGCUGAGCUGAUAACGCACUGAGCGGAGGGAUGAGCAUUUGAUGAACAGAAAACAUUUCAUGUGAGAAGAAAACAAUGAUGACCUUGAUCAGGGAACUAUUUUCGUACUUCCUCACAAUGCUCUCUUUGCCAAUGUUCAGUGUCAGACCAUAAACAACAAACAAAGACACACAAACAAAAGGGGCUCGAUCCUCUCAUGCUGUUUUAGCUGGGCUGUCCAGCUCUGUACAAUGAAGAGACCCAAGCAGCAGUCACAGUCCCUCAGUUUUCUCAGCUUCUUCAGCCGAAAGCCCAAAUCUGACCCCAGGAUUGAGAAGCCCAACGGGACUUUAAACAAGGAGGAAGUGGCCAUCACUCUCACGCCCAAUGAGCAUGAGCAUGUGGAACAAGACCGGGCUCACAGUGGUGUUGGAUUAGAGGGCGGUAGGAAUGGAGGAGAUCCUGGGAAAGGGGAAGGAGGUGGAGUGGGAGAUGACGAGGGAUGUGCGGAGUGUGGGAGCAGUGGCUCAAUGGGUGUACUGUCCUUGUCCUCCUCCAGUCAGGAGCAGCUGCUGGAGCACCUGGUCGAGUGCCCGCUCUGCCUUCUGAGUCAACCACGAGGCCACUUCCCUCGCUUGUCCUCCUGCCAGCAUCGUGCAUGCACCGACUGCUUGCGCCAAUACCUACGCAUCGAGAUCUCAGAGAGCCGCGUGGGUAUCGCCUGCCCACAGUGCCCUGAAGUUCUGGCUCUGCCCGAUGUCCGUGCCAUUCUGGAUGACGGUGCACUGCUGGAGCGCUUCGAAGAGUUCCAGCUGCGACGCUUUCUGGCUGCUGACCCGGACACGCGCUGGUGCCCGGCACCAGAUUGCAGCUAUGCAGUGAUAGCUUAUGGCUGUGCUGAGUGCCCCAAGCUAAACUGUGGCCGGGAAGGCUGUGAAACUGAGUUUUGCUACCACUGCCGCCAGCUGUGGCACCCAGACCAGACUUGUGACCAAGCCAGACGUCAGCGUGCUCGCCACACGUCAGGAGCCAAUGAUGUCUCCACGCUCUACGUGUUCAAUGAGGAGCCUGGUGAUGCAGAGGAGAUCAAGCCCUGUCCACGUUGUGGUGCCUACAUCAUGAAGACUAAUGAUGGCAGCUGCAACAGAAUGAACUGUACAGUGUGUGCUUGUCAGUUCUGUUGGCUGUGCAUGCAGGAGAUCACUGAUGUGCACUACCUCAGUCCCUCAGGCUGCACUUUUUGGGGAAAGAAGCCGUGGUCGCAGACCCGCAAAGUUUUGUGGCAGGUUGGCAUGCUGCUCGGGGCUCCGGUGGUGAUCUCACUCAUAGCAGGCAUUGCGUUACCAGUCAUCAUUGUGGGCAUCCCCAUUUAUAUGGGCCGCAAGGUUCAUGGUCGCUGUAAGAAAAACAAUAUCUCAGGAAGUAAGCAUUAUCUGACAGUGGCCAGCGGGGUCAUGAUGUCUGUUUUUGUGUCUCCAGUCAUCGCAGCCAUUACUGUGGGGGUGGGGGUGCCUCUUAUGUUGACGUAUGUCUACGGGGUCGUGCCCAUGUCGUUGUGCCGUAAUGGCUGGUGCAGGCCACAAACUGAACCUCCUGAAGUACGGAACAUACAGUUGGAAGAUCUGGCAAAUUAUCUUCUAUUUUCUCAUGUAGUCAGUGAUCACUGGACCGGCCAGACCAACCCAGCUCUAUCCGACGGAAGCAUACAGGAAGUGAGUGUGAAUGUGGAGGAAGUGAUGUCGCUUCCCAGCACCAGUGUGGUCCAGUCUGGAGCAAAGGGCUCAGUUGAAUCUUCUAAUGAUGGACAUGUUGACAGCACUGAGCAGGUUGUUCAGUCAGACGAUGUGGAUGUAGUUGAAGAGUGUGCCUUCAGCAGCACACAAACAUUUGCUCUGAGCAGGGAAGGGACUAAUAUUGAGGUCCGUGUGGAGAUCGAGGCCCAGCCACGGGACGGCCGGAAGCCAAGUCUCAGCAGUAUUCUGUCUAGCAAGAGCCUGUCGGUGGAAUCGCUCAGCCAGCCCUGUGAACCUCUGUGUGCCUCUCAACAGACAGGGAGCACCAACCCCAUACCAUUUCCUGAAAUAGACAGCGCCUGAGCAAAUCCUGGAAAACCACUGCUUCCACGACCCACCUACACUCCCACCGGGUGCUUCCAGCCUCUGCUUGCAAACGCAGAGAGUCAGCGACAUGGAAACCAACACACAGAGAGCGUGAAAGAAAAAAAGAGAGGGGGAGAUGAAGAUGAGAGUCCAGGGCAGCUGCCAAAAUGUCACGGAGGGGAUUAAAGAUGAUCAUAUGAACUCAAAUGACCAAGCGCAUGUUUGUCAGCAAGUUUGAGGAGUGCUAACCGAUUUUAUACUGUGUUCUAUAGAAGACAUUGCCUAUUUGGAUGCUGGUCUGUUUAAUUUAUUCAUUUAGCUUUUGUUUUAGCUAUACCCUUUUAUCUAAUGACCAUAUGGUUCGUAUCCCCUGAAAAAAGGAAAAAUAAUUAAACUACGGAUUAAUAGCAUGGUUCAUUCUGCCACAGUUGCUAGCCUGACAUGUCAUGUGACUAGAAACAUGGUGAGAUGUAACUCUUAUGCUGCAGGCUAAUGCUAACUUGGGUAAUGGGCUUCCCCCCAUGGUUCAUUUCAAAUUCAUUUGAAUUAUGCAAUUUUUUACUUAACUGUUGCAUUUUCAUGAAGGAGCAGCAAAAUCUGGAUUUAGGUCUAGAAUUAGCCUUCAGCAUCAUGCUGUUUUUAAUAUGGUCUGAUUAUGAUAAUAUUAGGUCAAAACUGAUAAUCUUAGGGAACUCAAACAUCAUGAGGACUCUGAUUUUGAGUGAUUCUCAGAAAACUGAUGAUCUUGUUUUACUCUGUUCACUUUUAGAUCUUUAUUUCUGCAGUAAAGGCAUUUGUUUUUGCUGCUGUUAUUGAGUACUUAAUGAAUCAAGAGUUUUGUCCGUUAACUAAAGAGAGCACAACAUCUACAUUGACAGUUUCAGCUUACCAAGUAAUUCCUUGUAUUGGUACCCCAGAGCCAACAGUUGAAUAAUGUCUAGACUACUGGUAUUUUUGACACUUGGCUUCGAUGGAGGAACUCAGAAUGCUAGAUCAGGCCUCAAAUACAAACUUUACGCUAUGUCCUAUUCAAAAAUGAACAGCGGGCAGCCCUGUUUAAAGUGUAAAAGACCUCCAGGAGUUUCCAAAACUGAACCUUCAUAACUGCACUGCAGAUUGGGAACAAUGAAUGGAACAGUAUGUCAAUAAAAAUAUUUGUAUUGAA
Molecule: messenger RNA, 3585 nt
Organism: Sinocyclocheilus grahami
Lineage: Eukaryota; Metazoa; Chordata; Actinopteri; Cypriniformes; Cyprinidae
Product: E3 ubiquitin-protein ligase RNF19B-like
Exons: 11
Coding region: 573-2417 (614 amino acids)
Biological process (GO): protein ubiquitination
Molecular function (GO): ubiquitin-protein transferase activity; zinc ion binding
Source: RefSeq, a predicted model, not a curated record